UGAGACGGAAGUUGUUGCGUUCACGCCUGUGUCCGUCAGCGAGCGCAGCGCUUUAAUCCUUCGCAUGUUCCUGUGCGUAUAACCUGUUAAUAAAGUUUCGCCAUGGCCGAUUUUAGUUCCAGCUUUGAUAUGCCGUCGGCUAGUUCGUCCGAGAACGCGGAGGCUGCGGAGCUCCAGCGUCUGAUCGCGGUGGAGCAGCAAAAGGCUCAGUUUCAAGCGCAGGUUCACAACUUCACGGAUGUUUGCUGGGAUAAGUGCGUGGAAAAACCGAGCUCCAAGCUGGACUCGCGAACGGAGACUUGUCUCGUCAGCUGCGUGGAGCGUUUCAUCGACACGACGCUCACCAUCACCAACCGCUUUACGCAGAUGGUCCAGAAGGGCGCGCACUGACUGAAGGACGCCGUCCUCAAGGACACCGCGCACUCUUCACGUUCCCGCUGGAUAUCCGGGAGGAUGCGCUUCAAAACGACUUAAAGCCUUUUUCCUCACGUGCUUCAAAAUGUUUAUGAUCAGCGCAUUGCUGUCAAACUAACACAGCCGUCGAAGAGAGACUAUUUUCUGCUGGAAGUGAUCGCUACGGGCAGUUCCGUGACUAGCUGUCCACGUCUGCUUUAAUUUUGACUGCAAAUAAAUCGAAUUUCAAAGAAACAAUCGUGAUUAAUAUUCUGUUUUGCAAACAACAGCUUUGUUUUGUAGAGAUUAACUGCAUAUUGGCACCGUAUCCAAUAUCGGCUAAUACUUUAUAAAUGAUAUUAUUUUUGCCUGUUUAGCAAAAAUAUAUCCCAUUUAAAUAUUUAUUUUGGAGAUUUUUUUUCCUUUAAUAAUCCAUAGGCUGGUUUUCGGCCAUUAUUGGUAAUGGCUUGAAUUUCAAUGCUAGUGUAUUCCUAAUACAUUUUGUAAUUACAUGUG
Messenger RNA from Puntigrus tetrazona (Sumatra barb), 909 nucleotides. It is a transcript of the gene timm8b, whose product is annotated as translocase of inner mitochondrial membrane 8 homolog B (yeast). NCBI's taxonomy places the organism in Eukaryota, Metazoa, Chordata, Actinopteri, Cypriniformes, Cyprinidae. The transcript is spliced from 2 exons. The record is from RefSeq and is a predicted model, not a curated record. The coding region runs from base 103 to 390 and encodes 95 amino acids.